AUGGCAGGCAUGGCAAGAGAUACCCCACAGCCGAACAGGAACAAGAACAGUCGAAGCAGCACAGACAUGAUCAUUUCCGGCUCACGGACCAGCGACAGUAACAUCAUGCUAGGGGUAAUCAAGGUAAAUCCGAGGACCGCCGGCCAGAACGGACCCAUGCGAUCUACCACAGCUCCGCCGAUUGGAGAGCAAAUCAUGGGCAGUGUAUUGGACGGAAAUACAAUGGCGAUCUCCGUCGACCGCACAGCCUCCAAGGCAGUCAUGAACGAGUUCAGCAUGAACAUUCCCGUCAUCGCGGUAAUGAACCUAGGCAUGCAUAGCAAGUAUAAAAGUGCAGGCUUCCUUGGCGACACUGUGGUGGGAGUUCCCGCGGCAUCCGUCAUCAAUGGACGUCUCUCCUCCUCGGUGAGGUUUCGCUUGUUAUCAGUUUUCAGCGACGGCCUGAUGAGAAGCACCCGAAGGACAAACUCCAGUACGACAAGCACAAAGGCUGGGACAAAGACAGCGAAGUAUCCAGCCAGGUCGUACAAAAAACCACCCACGAUGGGUCCUGCGAAUAAACCAACGCUGAGGCUCAUGCUCGUAAAGCCGAUGGCACGUCCAAUGUGUUGCUCCCCAACUGUGUCCAGCAUUAGACUAAAUCCAAUUGUAAAUACUAUGGCGGUCGAACAGCCCUGCAGGAUUCGAGCGAGAAGGAUCACGGCCAAUGAUCUGCAUGAUGGACGCCCCGUAGCUAGCAAUGAGGCCUACACGCUCGGCGAGGGCAAAGGGAAGCAUGGACCACCAAAACUGCAAAAGUGGUUGAUGACCGGAACUGCUUCACCAACAUGUUGUGGCGGACAGAACGGCAAUGCAAGGCAGUGCAACAAGAUCGCCUAG
Messenger RNA from Aspergillus niger, 879 nucleotides. RefSeq lists its product as hypothetical. The record is from RefSeq and is a predicted model, not a curated record. Bases 1 to 879 code for a protein of 292 amino acids. Lineage: Eukaryota; Fungi; Ascomycota; Eurotiomycetes; Eurotiales; Aspergillaceae. The transcript is spliced from 5 exons.